Messenger RNA from Trichoderma breve, 459 nucleotides. RefSeq lists its product as uncharacterized. The record is from RefSeq and is a predicted model, not a curated record. NCBI's taxonomy places the organism in Eukaryota, Fungi, Ascomycota, Sordariomycetes, Hypocreales, Hypocreaceae. The coding region runs from base 1 to 459 and encodes 152 amino acids. The transcript has a single exon.
AUGUCUUCUGAUCCUCUCGAUGAUGUCUUCACUCUGGAAGACCGCUUCUACACCCAAGGCUACAACCAAGGUGUCGAAGAUGGUGCCCGCGCAGGAAGAAUAGAAGGCCGCUCAUUCGGCAUGGAAAAGGGCUUCGAAAAGUUCCUCGAGAGCGGCCGCCUCGCCGGCAAGACUCUCGUCUGGGCAAACAGACUCCCCAAGAACACGGCCCAGCAGGCCAACUCUUCGGAAAAGAACACAAACCAGCAAGCCAACUCCUCAGAAAAGAGCUCAGAAACAUGCACGCUGCCGCCGCUGCCGAGCAAUCCACGGCUGGAAAAGAAUGUCAAGCUCGCUUAUGCUUUGGUCGAGCCAGAGACCUUAUCUACGGACAACAGCGAUGAGGCUGUGCAGGAUUUCGAUGAUCGGGUCAAGAGGGCGCAGGGCAAGGUCAAGAUCAUUGAGAGAAUGUUGAACUGA